ACCUGGUCCAGUCGGUUCAAUAUCCAGUAUCAUGGACACUACAUGGGCUGUUAUCUCAUGGAGUGUACCUAGUUAUAUUCCAUCAGACUAUCCCAUUGUCACAUAUGAGAUAGGGUAUCAUGUCUUACUGUCUGGUAAUUGUUUGAUGGCAUAUGAUGACGAGUACAUUAAUACUGAAAUAUUACAACUUUGUAAUUCAAGCAAUGGCAAUACAUUUAUUAACAUUACUGGUCUGAAUGAUAUGUCUUGUUUCAUUUUUUGUGUACGUGCCUACACUAGUAAUGGAUAUGGAGAUUGGAUAGUUAUUGUUAAUGAGACACUAAAACUACCACCACAACCGUCAUAUAGCUGUCCAUCAAUCAGUUUUACAACAGAUAGUGUUAUUGCUCUUUGUGUGAUUGUUGGUGUAUUGUUAAUUCUACUGACUGUCAGUUUCAUUUUCAAUAUCUACUGCUUUAUAAAGAAAAAAAGUCCAUCUACUGCUAAUAGGCAAACAAAAGCUGAUGAUGAUAUUGCAAUGCAAGUAUGUGAACCAUAUGAAAUUCACAAGGCUAAUUUAAGUGAAGAAUAUGAGGCAGUCUAUGAUGAAUGUCAAACAUCACCUGAUGUUGUAUAUGAAUGUGUCACACCAAAUGAAUGUGUUACAACAACUUAAUACUCAUUAAAACAUUCCCACUAGCAGUAGUAUAGCAUUAUAUAGUUUGUGUGCAAUUGUGCUUAGUUUUGUUUGCCAAUAUAGCAGCUUUGAUGCCA
Molecule: messenger RNA, 753 nt
Organism: Amphimedon queenslandica
Lineage: Eukaryota; Metazoa; Porifera; Demospongiae; Haplosclerida; Niphatidae
Exons: 3
Coding region: 32-655 (207 amino acids)
Molecular function (GO): protein binding
Source: RefSeq, a predicted model, not a curated record